Rosa chinensis is the source of this 1545-nucleotide messenger RNA. RefSeq lists its product as uncharacterized. Bases 1 to 1545 code for a protein of 514 amino acids. The record is from RefSeq and is a predicted model, not a curated record. The transcript is spliced from 2 exons. Lineage: Eukaryota; Viridiplantae; Streptophyta; Magnoliopsida; Rosales; Rosaceae.
AUGGACAAAUCAUGGAUGCAUGCUGAUAGGAGAUCGCGAGCUUUUGAGUUAGGAGUUGAAGAAUUGAUUAUGUUUGCAUUAGAGAGUGGUUGUGAUGUCAAUAAGGUUUGCUGUCCUUGUAUGAGAUGUGGUCAUGGUAAAUCUUGGAAGGCUAGGGUAGUAAGGGAUCAUUUGGUUGAGUUUGGUAUUGAUAAAACUUACACAAAAUGGAUAUGGCAUGGGGAACCCUCGUCAAAUGAGAGUAGCGAACCCGAAGGGAAUUCUGAAACUGUAGAAAUGGCAGGUAAUGACAUUGUGGGGGGGUCUGAUGAUCAUGAGUUUUCAGUAGACUCUGAUGAGUUUUUAAGGUUUGUUGAGGAUGGCGACAAACCUCUUUACCCUGGCUGUACGCGUUUUACCAAGUUAAAUGGACUUGUUAAAACUUACAACCUCAAAGCAAAGCAUGGGUUGAGUGAUGCUUGCUAUUCUGACAUGUUGAUAUUGAUUGGAAUAUUGCUUCCAGAAGGUAAUGAAGUGCCAAGUUCUUUUUAUGAGGCCAAAAAGAGUUUGUGUGCGUUGGGAAUGAAUUAUGAAAAGAUACAUACGUGUCCUAACGACUGUAUCUUAUACAGGGAUAGUAAUGUUGAUGCCACUAGCUGCCCUACUUGUGGUCUCUCUAGGUGGAAGUUGGGAAAGAAUAAAGUAGAAAAAGUUGGGGUUCCAGGGAAAGUGUUGUGGUAUUUUCCACCUAUACCUAGAUUUAGAAAGAUGUUUCAGUCGACUAGUACAGCUAAAAGCUUGACAUGGCAUGCUGAUGGGCGACUGAAGGAUGAUAAAAUGAGGCAUCCGGCUGACUCCCCUACUUGGAAGUUAGUGGACGAUAAGUGGCCUGCUUUUAGUUCAGAGCCUAGGAAUCUAAGGCUAGCGCUGUCGUCUGAUGGUUUCAAUCCCCACAGUUCCCUUUCUAGUAGAUAUUCUUGUUGGCCUGUCAUACUAGUGACCUACAAUCUUCCCCCAUGGCUCUGCAUGAAGAGGAAGUACAUGAUGCUCACCUUGUUAAUCUCUGGACCUAAACAGCCUGGAAAUGACAUUGAUGUCUAUCUCCAGCCCUUGAUAGAUGAUUUGAAGAUUUUGUGGGCUGGGGUUGAAGGGCAUACCAAACCUCAUAGGCUGGCUCAUGGUCAAAAGAUGUCGUAUAUGCGGCAUCGGAGAUUCUUACCACGUUACCAUCCUUAUCGAAAACAGGCAGCAGUUUUCGAUAACACUGAAGAACGUGAUCUCGCUCCUAUUCCAUUAAGUGGGCAUGAGGUGCUGCAAAGAGUAGAAGGUAUGAACUGGCCUUUUGGUAAAAAAAAACACCCUCAUCCUCCAUAUAAGGGUGCUGAAGAUGAGAGUAGACCAUGUUGGAAGAAGAAAUCUGUUUUCUUCGAACUUGAGUACUGGAAGUUUCUUCCCGUUCGACAUAAUCUUGAUGUAAUGCACAUCGAGAAAAAUGUUUGCGAUGCAUUAAUCGGUACAUUGUUGAAUAUUCCUGGGAAAACCAAAGAUGGGGUGGCUGCUCGUUGA